Molecule: messenger RNA, 396 nt
Organism: Linum tenue
Lineage: Eukaryota; Viridiplantae; Streptophyta; Magnoliopsida; Malpighiales; Linaceae
Source: the annotation of a GenBank genome assembly
UGGUUGAACGGCGUCGGCAACUCUCUUCCACGCUGGAGCUGGACAAGACAGCUGGAAAUCUGGAAUACUGCUUUGUAUUGCCCUGUGAAGAAGACGCAAGGAAGUAAAGAGAUGGCUCAAGAGGUUGCUGCUACUAAUGCACAAGCACAAAAUCAGCAGGCUGCUGCUACUAAUGCAGAACCACAAAAUCCAAUACCCACACCUGCUGGUGAUGAUGAAGAAGUUCUUGAGUUGGGAAAUCUCAAGAGUGACGUGUGGAAACACUUCACAAAGAUAAAGAAGGGAGAACUUAUCAAGGCUAAAUGUAACUAUUGCAAGAAGUUGCUUGCCGGUUUGCUUAUGUUCCAACUCCGCAUACAAGUGGUAGGCUGGCUAAAGUUUUGCUGGACUGUAUGA